Perca fluviatilis (European perch) is the source of this 5631-nucleotide messenger RNA. It is a transcript of the gene nfixa, whose product is annotated as nuclear factor I/Xa. Gene Ontology annotation, biological process: regulation of transcription by RNA polymerase II. NCBI's taxonomy places the organism in Eukaryota, Metazoa, Chordata, Actinopteri, Perciformes, Percidae. Gene Ontology annotation, molecular function: DNA-binding transcription factor activity, RNA polymerase II-specific; RNA polymerase II cis-regulatory region sequence-specific DNA binding. The transcript is spliced from 13 exons. Gene Ontology annotation, cellular component: nucleus. The record is from RefSeq and is a predicted model, not a curated record. The coding region runs from base 794 to 2380 and encodes 528 amino acids.
CUGUGUGCCAAAUAGGUGGGCCCUGUGCAUGUUGGCACAGACUCAGUCAAUGGUUAGAGAAGGAAAGUGGAGAGGAAGAGAGAGACAGAGUUGGAGAGAAAGAGGGGGAAAAAAGAAGCUGCACUCGGGUUUGCCAGCGGUCGUGCACACUCUUCCAACAUUGAUUCGGUCCUCUUGUUUUUUUGUUUUUUUUCUUCUUCUUCUUCUCCUCUGUCCGCACCCCCCUUGUCCAGCUCUCUCUCUCCCUUUUUGUGAGUCUUAUGCAGAUCCCACAGAAUUGAACCAAUAGCACGCGCCGCUUUGCCAAGCGUUUUUUUGUUGUUGUUUUUUCGUCAAGAUAUUUUUUUUCUACAUAAUUUUGUAGAACGAAGAAAGAGGCUUGUUUACGUUUUUGACAAUUUUAUCCUUUUUGCGGCAAUAUCUAUUUUGUUUUGUUCGUGCACGUCCAGCUCUUUUGGAGAGAUUGCUGAACUUCUCUACACUCUCCUUCUGUUGUGCUCCUGAUCAGCACCUCUCCUGCAGCUCCUGCUACAGUACCUCCUGUGUUCCUGUGCUGGUAUUACACUGCGCCCCCUUGGCCUGUCUCCUCUUUCUCAGCUUUUUUCCCCCCUGCUGAUUUUAUUGGACAGUUUCUCAGCUUCUCUUUUUCUUAAUUUUUUCCCUUCAGUCUUUUGUUUUCCAAUAUACGCAGCAUUACUUCAGUGCCUUUGGAUUCAACAAUCCAGUUGUUGUCCUCGUGGUGCAUUUUAAGUUUCUUUGCAAUCGGCGGGUGAAUUUAUGAUGAGAGAGCAAAAUGGAUGAAUUCCACCCCUUCAUCGAGGCCCUGCUGCCCCAUGUCCGCGCCUUCGCCUACACCUGGUUCAACCUGCAGGCCCGCAAGCGCAAAUACUUCAAGAAGCACGAAAAGCGCAUGUCCAAGGAGGAAGAGCGCGCAGUGAAGGAUGAGCUGCUGGGGGAGAAGCCAGAGAUCAAGCAGAAGUGGGCCUCACGCCUGCUGGCCAAGCUCCGCAAGGACAUCCGGCCUGAGUUCCGUGAGGACUUUGUGCUCACCAUCACGGGGAAAAAGCCCCCCUGCUGCGUGCUGUCCAACCCUGACCAGAAGGGCAAGAUCCGUCGCAUCGACUGCCUGCGCCAGGCCGACAAGGUGUGGCGGCUGGACCUGGUGAUGGUCAUCCUGUUCAAGGGCAGCCCCCUGGAGAGCACGGACGGCGAACGGCUGGUCAAGUCACCACAGUGCACCAACCCUGGCCUGUGUGUCCAGCCACACCACAUCGGAGUGUCCGUCAAGGAGCUGGACCUCUACCUGGCCUACUUCGUCCACACGCCAGAAUCUGGACAAUCAGACAGCUCCAGUCAACAGGGGGACACAGACAUCAAACCACCGCCCAAUGGGCACCUGAGUUUCCAGGACUGCUUCGUCACCUCAGGGGUGUGGAACGUGGCAGAGCUGGUCAGAGUGUCACAGACACCUGUAGCCACGGCGUCAGGUCCUAACUUCUCGCUGGCUGACCUGGACAGCAGUCCCAGCUACUACAACAUCAACCAGGUGGCUCUGGGGCGACGCUCCCUCACCUCUCCUCCUUCCACCAGGUCUGAGGUGGAGUUGUACGCAAACCUUCCACGGAGCUCCACCAAGAGGAAGUCAUUAGACGACAGUGAGCUGGAGAGCCCCACAGAUGAUGUUUUCUACCCUGGACGCUCGCCUGCUGCCAGCUCCUCCCAGUCCAGUGCGUGGCCCAACGACAUGGAUGCAGUGCAGCACCAUUUGGCGAGUGUGCAGGAGAGGAAGAUAAAACAUGAAAACGAUGGCGUGCAGUUUCCUUACCAUGGACUGUCCUCGCCUGGUUCACUUAAGAAGCCGGGGAAGUUUGAUUUCAACGCCCUGACUUCCCAGACGAGGUCCCCCCGCAUGGCGUUCACACACCACCCGCUGCCUGUGCUGGCAGGAGUGAGACCAGGGAGUCCCCGUGCCUCAGCCUCAGCCCUACAUUUCCCCUCCUCCUCUAUCAUCCAGCAGUCCAGCCCGUACUUCACCCACCCCACCAUACGCUACCAUCACCACCAGGACCCGCUUAAGGAGUUUGUGCAGUUUGUGUGCACUGACGGCACAGGACAGCCCAGCACACAGCCUAAUGGAGGUGGCCAGAGCAAAAUGCCGGGCUCCUUCCUGCUGCCCCCGCCACCCCCGGUGGCGCGCCCUGUGCCCCUCCCCAUGCCCGACUCUAAAAUCAUCAGCACGCCCACUGACGGCGGACUCAGCUCACCCGCAUCUCCGUCAUACUCCACGCCAGGCUCCACAGCUCCCAACCGGUUUGUCGGCAUCGGAACACGGGACAACUUUCUGAAUAUCCCCCAGCAGACUCAGUCCUGGUUCCUCUGACAAGGCCUCCCUGAACCAAGAGCUUAACGUGUGUCAUAAAAAAUUUAAAUUUGAUAAACAAACACAUCACCGCUGAUUAAGAACAGACUGCUGACACUAAAAGGUCUUUUUCUCUAGCCAACACUAUUCAAAGUACUACUACAGAACUCCAAAAAGCCCCACACCACCCCAAAAGGACUCCCAAUCCAACACAAUUUGAACAGAAACGUUCACCCCCCCCUUUAUGCAGGAGGCUUCAAUGAGAUUGAGUGGACAGACUCAGAAUGCAAGGAGAAGGAAGAUGAUGAACUGUCUCACACACAUCACGAAAACGUCAGAAAGGAAACACAAUAUGGCAACCUGACAGAUGACCAAUUAUACAUUUGUUGUUUCUUUUUUUAUGAUUUCUUUUUUUUUCUUCAUUUUGUUGUCUCCACAAUGAAACUCCAUGCAUUGGCUGGGAGAUCCAAAAAAGUAGUGGUAAAUGGUGAAGUCGGAUGUGCAAGUUGAAAAGAUUGCCACCCAAAUUUACACGCCUCCAUAUGUGUGUAUUUCCCCACGCACCUCUCCUCCAGGUCUCACCUGACCCCCCCCCACCCCCACCCCCACCCCCCACCCCACCUGGAGCUCAGUGCUGCCCAUGUUCCAGACCGUUAACCAGCAGCCACAUGCCUGUGUGUCGCCACACUCUGCCGCUUCAUUCGCUCAGCCCUGAGCUUCUUUUCAUUUUCUGAUUGGCCAAUCAUGGUGACACCAUCUGAUGGUGUGACAUAUAUGCACUAAGUGGCUGGUCUUUGUUUACCUGUCAAACUAUCAGGGCAUCCUGCUGUGGGAGAAAUGAUAGCCAUGAGGCGAGUGCGAGCGAGUGAACACACGACAGUCAUAACACUAACUCUACAUGUGCUCUUUCGUCCCCUCACCUAUGCACUAUUAAUUUUUAAUAAGGGAUGAACAGUAUUGCACAUCGAUGGUCAGAUGAGCGAUUAGAGAAGUGAGUCGAGGCUGGCUGCCACUGCAGGGUUGUGGCUGUGCUAACGUUCAAGUCUAGGCCCUGAAGCAUGCAGCGCACACACACACACACACACACACACACACACAAACGUACACACUUGCAGACAGACCAUCUUCUCUGAGAAGUCUGUCUCACAACCACUCAUAAUAUCAUCUUACUAUUCAUAGACAUGGAAUUUAAUUUACAGUAAUGCACAGCCAUCAUCAGCUUCAUAUUAUUAACUUUGAUUUUGUUUGUAGGUAUUUUCUUGCGUUUUCCUUUUUUUUUUGUGUGCCAGAUUUGGUUUUGGUUUUUGUCUCACUUGGAUUGUUUUAACCUUCUCUUUCAUGUCAUAACACUUUUUCUGUAGUUUGCAGUAAUACGUUAAGUAUCAUGCUCAGAUUUCAGCAAAACAGUAACAGUAAUUUCUCAAAUCUCUCACAUAUGAACAGCACAGUAACAACAGCUCGUCACAUGCAUCCCUUGCAUUGCUUCACCGUGUAUCCCUUAGUCCAUUCACAGGAAGACCCAGUGGACUACACACAUACACACACACGCUCACAUACACACACAGACACACAUAUAAAAGGCACACUAACACCACCAACAACCUGACAUUAAAUAAUAAAGGGAAGCCUUUAUAUUUGGUUCUCCAAACUGCCUUUGUUAAUGGUUUUUCAUUCACGUAAGAUUUUUCUUUUUAAUUUGAGAUCCUUUUUUUUUCUAUGUAAAUGUUCACAUUGAAAUUUCUAUCGGUAUUAUUUUCAUCAUGACACCAUCCAACAAAAGCCGACCUCACAAAAUAACUGGACUGCCUAGCUGUUGGUUCUAUUUUGCAGGGAUAGUAAACAGGCCUGAGACACUGUUCUCAGCCUCUCUAGUAACAUUAGCUCUAUGUACUAAAACCAUAUAUCAAGACUAUAACAAUAUAUGAAAGUGCCUCUGUAUUCCCUUCAUGCAAUUAGUAAUAAACUUGACUUCAGGUUCUCUUCCCACAUAUAAGCUAAAGCUACAGGGAAUGGUAGCGUUGGUGCAUGUGGAAACCAUUGGCCUAGGACAGAUCUUUAUAGAGGACUGCAAACUUUUUUUGUAAAGACAGAGAGAGAGAGAGAGAUCUUAUACAUAUAUAUUUAUGAUAUAUGCUCCUUUUUAACUUUUACUACAUGAGCUGGUUGGCAGUCUAGUUAUUUUCUGAACUUUCACCACCCUCCCUCCCCCCACCCCCACCCCCACAACCCAUUUCAGUAACAUCACCUUACUGUUACCAGUACGAAUCAAACGACACACACCAUCGCCAUCUGCAGCGCAGCAUUAUAAUACCUAGAUGAACAAAAAUCGACAGUAGGUUUGAAGAAGAAAAAAAAAAGUGUUUUUUGAUGGAAAGUAUUAUUAUUGAAAAAUAUGUGUCGAUUGAGCCACGUGCAAUGCAUUGGGUAGAUCAUUGUGUUUGUCUGUUAGAGAUUUUUAAGAAAGCUAAGAGAAAAGAGAAAAAAAAAUGUAUUUGUUUCAAGUCCGUAAGCUCCAGGACUCUAAACUAGAGGGCCAUGAAAAAUCCUAGUCUUUGUAAGUCGGGGGUAUUUGUUUUUAUUUCUUUUGUCUCUUUUUUAAUGUUUUAUGUGUAAUCGGUUGUUUAUAAAAAUGUGGGAGGGCUGAAGGAAAAAAAACAAUUCUACACAACUUAAGAAAAACAAAUCUCUAUCAUCAGAUGAAAACUGGUGCUUUAACACUAUAAAGUACAUUCAGCAACUAUUAUAAAUGAAUGGUAAUGAACAAAAAUAACAGACCAUUUAGGAAACAGCAUUAUUCCUCUCUAUUUUUAUUCUUCUUCUAUUUGUAUUGAGUGGGGGGGAGAGGUUCCUAUUAAGGUUGUGACACAAAAGGCAUUUUGGUUCAACCUUUAGAAAAUAACAAACCUAUACUGUCAAGAAACUCUUUAGAUAACUUACCCGUGCACUGCCUGAAACUCACCAGCAAAAAAACAAAACAACCCUACCAAUUUAACACAUUUUCAUCUCAUACAUUGGUAUAAAACAUUACAAGUUAUUCCCUGUAAUGCAGGAGAUGUUUUACAUCCAGAAAUAUUUUAUUCCCAUGAGCAUGUUGAUAUUUUUCUGAAUCUAGAGCUGGAUCAAAUUCGGCAGGUUGUGUUGAGACCCACAUGCAAUGGAAAGAGUAAAAGGUAAGACCUUUUGUAGCCUGCACAAAUAACAGAAAUGGAAAAGGGGCAACAAAAAAAGUAGCUUAAAAUCAGAAGAAAAAAAAAAAACAUCUAUGAAACAGG